UCGCAGACUCAGCUUUCUACGAUCUCGCCUUCCUACAACCAACUCUCCGCCUCUUCACAGUCGUCUUCAAAUCCUUCGCCAUGGAGCUCACCAGUUUCCUCGCUGCCCUGGCAGUCUUCCUGCCUAUCGUCUACGGUGCCCCUACCACGGCCGCCAACAGCCUCCACCCCGAGAUUCUCGCCGCUAUGAAGCGCGACUUGGGACUUGACGCUGAGCAGGCCCACGUCCGUGUUGCCCGCGAGCUCAAGGCCACCGAGGUCAUCGAACAGCUUCGCACUUCCACCGGCAACUCCUUCGGUGGUGCUUGGCUCGUCGACGGCGAGCUCAACGUCGCCGUCACUGAUGAGGCUCUGACCGCCGAGGUCAAGGCUGCUGGUGCCACCGUGGCAGUCGUUCCCAACGCUAUCUCCAAGCUCGAGGAGGCCAAGAAGGCAAUUGACAACCUUGACAUCGCUGCCCUUGGCAAGCGAUCUGAGGAUGCUGCCAGUGGAAUCGCGGCUUACUACGUCGAUGUUGCUGCCAACAAGCUCGUUCUCGAGGCCCUUUCCAGCAGCACCACCGAAGCUGAGGAGCUCGCAAAGAAGGUCGGACUGACCGCGUCUGAGUUCGAGGUCCGCGUCGUUGAGGCUCUGCCCACCACCUUCGCCACCAUUCGCGGCGGUGAUGCGUACUACAUUAACAACGCCGGCCGAUGCUCUGUUGGUUUCUCAGUCACCACCGGAUUCGUCUCCGCUGGUCACUGCGGUACUUCUGGUGCCAGGGCCACCACCAGCGCCGGUGCUUCUAUCGGUACCUUCGCCGGUUCGGUCUUCCCCGGAAAUGGUGACUACUCCUUCAUCCGCGCCACCACCGGAAACACCUACCAAGGCCGCAUCAACAACUACAAUGGCGGUACCCUGCCUGUCUCUGGCAGCACCGCCUCCGCCGUUGGAGCCGCCAUCUGCCGUUCCGGCUCGACUACUGGUGUCUACUGUGGCACUGUUCGCGCUCUGGGCGCAACUGUCUCUUACGCCGAGGGUCGCGUCACUGGUCUUACCCAGACCAAUGUCUGCGCUGAGCCCGGUGACUCUGGCGGUUCCUGGUACUCUGGUGCUCAGGCCCAGGGUGUCACCUCCGGAGGCUCCGGCAACUGCCAGAGCGGAGGAACCACCUACUUCCAGCCCGUGAACGAGAUUCUGUCCGCUUACGGUCUUACCCUUGUCCGCGGUUAGUUUGUUGUUCACUGCAGUUAGCGAGUUACUGUUGGAAGGAAGAUCGUGGAUGGGACAUACAAGUUGUACAUAGUCAAUCCCAGUUGCAACCAAUAA
Messenger RNA from Boeremia exigua, 1307 nucleotides. RefSeq names its product trypsin-like cysteine/serine peptidase domain-containing protein. Gene Ontology annotation, biological process: proteolysis. The transcript has a single exon. The coding region runs from base 81 to 1211 and encodes 376 amino acids. Lineage: Eukaryota; Fungi; Ascomycota; Dothideomycetes; Pleosporales; Didymellaceae. The record is from RefSeq and is a predicted model, not a curated record. Gene Ontology annotation, cellular component: extracellular region. Gene Ontology annotation, molecular function: serine-type endopeptidase activity.